This is a messenger RNA of Cannabis sativa, 804 nucleotides long. RefSeq lists its product as uncharacterized. The transcript is spliced from 2 exons. The record is from RefSeq and is a predicted model, not a curated record. The coding region runs from base 1 to 804 and encodes 267 amino acids. NCBI's taxonomy places the organism in Eukaryota, Viridiplantae, Streptophyta, Magnoliopsida, Rosales, Cannabaceae.
AUGGAGUUUAAAGGCUACAAAAAAUGGAAACACAGAAACAUUCAUAAUAAGGAGCUACGAAGAAGAACACACAUGUGCAGUUACAAUAAGAUUUGGAGAUCAACGACAAGCUACAUCAAAGUUGAUAGCAGAUUUUGUAAAACCAAAAUUCUUGAACACGAAAACAAAGUGCGGCCUGCGUACAUAAAGACAGAAAUGAAAGACAAAUACGGAAUAAAGAUGAAUUACAUGAAAGCAUGGCGUAGUAAAGAGCGAGCACAAACCCAGCUACAUGGAAAUGCUAAAGAGUCGUACAAUCUCUUGCCAAGAUACCUGUACAUGCUACAGAAAACAAAUCCAGGAACAUUAAUAGACAUAGAGAAAGAUGAUGAUGACAGUUUCAAAUAUGCAUUUGUUGCAUUGAAUGCUGCUAUAAAAGGUUGGCCAAACUGCAAACCAAUCAUCGUGGUAGACAGUACAUUCCUAAAGGCCGCGUAUGGAGGCACGUUGCUCACUGCCAACACACAAGAUGCAGAAUCGAAAAUUUUUCCACUAGCAUACUGCAUAGUUGAUUCUGAGAACGAUAAAUCGUGGGAGUGGUUCUUAAAAAAAAUAAAAGAAGCAUUCGGGGUUCGAGAAUGUCAAUGCCUAAUAUCGAACGUACAUGAAAGCAUCAUCAAAGCAACUAGGAAAGUGUUCCCUGAAAUAACACAUGGCUACUGCAUCUUCCACCUCUUGUCGAACCUCAAAACAAAAUUCAAGAAAAAUGCAAAGCAUUUCGAGUGCCAUUCUUUGCGCAAAAGCUUACACAGAAAUGGAGUUUGA